AAAGAAGACGGCAAAGUUGGAAGCCUUUUUGGAUUGACGCCAACUACACGUUAUUAUUAGAAAAAGCAGGAAGUGUUUGCCGAUCAGCGAUCACACCUACCGCUUUCUUUGCACAAGUUACAGACAAGUUACAGCUAAUCUAGAAACAUUCAUCUGAUUAACCAUGUGGCGUUCUCAGGUCGGGGCAAAGGUGGAGGUUCAAGCCGAUGACGAUGACUGGGAGACUGAUCCUGACUUUGUGAACGAUGUGAGUGAGAAGGAACAGCGAUGGGGCUCUAAGACGGUGGAAGGGUCUGGCCACCAGGGCUCUGUUAGUAUCGGACAGCUGAGGGAAGGAGUGAAGGAUGACCAUUCCAAAGUGAAGCAAGACGAAAUGGCGAAAGGACCCAAGGCGUCCUAUGGAUACGGAGGAAAGUUUGGAGUUGAACAGGACCGAAUGGAUAAGUCGGCCUUGAGUCACGAACACAUGGAGAAGCUGAGCUCACACGCAUCGCAGAGUGAUUACGCCAAAGGGUUCGGCGGCAAGUACGGCGUGCAGAAAGAGCGCGUGGACAAGUCGGCCGUGGGAUUUGAUUACGCCGGGAAAACCGAAAAGCACGCCUCACAGAAAGAUUAUUCUGCUGGCUUUGGUGGAAAGUAUGGAGUUCAGACCGACAAACAAGACAAAUCGGCGGUUGGAUGGGAGUACCAACAGGGCUUGUCCAAGCACGAAUCCCAGAAAGAUUAUUCCAAAGGAUUUGGCGGGAAGUAUGGUGUGCAGAAAGACAGAGUAGACCAGGCCGCUGUAGGGUACGAGUAUGAGGGAAAGACGGAAAAACAUGCUUCACAAAAAGAUUACUCGGCUGGCUUUGGUGGAAAGUAUGGCGUUCAGGCCGACAGGCAAGACAAAGCGGCCCUGGGUUUUGACGAGUCUAGCAAAGUUGAGCUGCACCCAUCCCAGAAAGACAUGUCGAAGGGCUUCGGGGGCAAGUUUGGCGUGGAUGCGGAUCAUCAGGACAAGUCAGCGGGCUCAUUCGACGACAUGCAGGGAGUUUCGUCUUCGUAUCAGCGCACGAGAGUGGCUCCUAGUAAAGGUUCUGGUGGCUCGGGCAACUUGAGAGCGAAGUUUGAAAAUAUGGCCAAAGCAGAGGAGGAGGAGCAACGGAAGAAAGCAGAAGCGGAGAGGCAACGGAGACAAGAGCGAGAACAGCGAGAGAAGGAAGAGUCGAAGAGAGUCGAAGAGGAACGACAGCGCAUUCUCAAAGAGCAUCACAGGAAUAUGCCCGACGAACCCGAGGAGCCAGAACCCAGACAGGAGGAGCAAGAAGACCAGCCCCCUGAGCUACCCCCUCCGCGGCAGGCAGCUCCACGCAAGCAACCCGAGCCCGAGCCUGAGCCCGAGGGAUCGGAGAUGUACGCCGACCCGGACUACAUUAACGAAGGUGGUAGCAGUAGCGAGCCCGCGCCGGCCGCUGACGACAUGUAUCAGGAAGCAUUUGAAACCGAGCAUGAGCCCCAGCCUGCUGAUACGUAUGAAGAAAUCCCUCGCGCAGCAGUGGAACCCGAACAGCCCCCUCCAGUGGAAGAUGCGUUGUAUGAGGACAUGCCCGGAGCAGGCCGCGAGAACACGGAAGGGGGAGGUGGAAUGACGGCCGUGGCCGCCUAUGAUUACCAAGCCACUGGGGAAGAUGAGGUGUCUUUUGACCCCGGUGAUGUCAUCACCGACAUAGAACAGAUCGAUAGCGGUUGGUGGAUGGGAACGUGUCAUGGCAGUAGAGGACUGUUCCCAGCUAACUAUGUGGAGCUCCAAUAGAGACGACAUGAAAACCGACUACCUUCGAUUCCACUCCAGUAAGACAUCCGCUCAUCAGUAAGGUCAAGUUUAUAUCGUCUGUAUCGAGUCAUCUUAUAAAUCCUGAGGGAAACUAACCAAGAAGACAAAAAAGCCAUCACUACUUGGCAAA
Patiria miniata (bat star) is the source of this 1943-nucleotide messenger RNA. It is a transcript of the gene cttn, whose product is annotated as src substrate cortactin-like. Gene Ontology annotation, cellular component: plasma membrane; cortical actin cytoskeleton; site of polarized growth. The transcript has 15 exons. Lineage: Eukaryota; Metazoa; Echinodermata; Asteroidea; Valvatida; Asterinidae. Gene Ontology annotation, biological process: regulation of actin filament polymerization. Bases 164 to 1792 code for a protein of 542 amino acids. Gene Ontology annotation, molecular function: actin filament binding. The record is from RefSeq and is a predicted model, not a curated record.